This is a messenger RNA of Dissoconium aciculare CBS 342.82, 1089 nucleotides long. RefSeq lists its product as uncharacterized. Gene Ontology annotation, biological process: protein import into peroxisome matrix, docking. Gene Ontology annotation, cellular component: peroxisomal membrane; peroxisomal importomer complex. Gene Ontology annotation, molecular function: signaling receptor binding. The record is from RefSeq and is a predicted model, not a curated record. Bases 1 to 1089 code for a protein of 362 amino acids. The transcript is spliced from 2 exons. NCBI's taxonomy places the organism in Eukaryota, Fungi, Ascomycota, Dothideomycetes, Mycosphaerellales, Dissoconiaceae.
AUGGUCCGAGAGGACCUGGUCGAGGGUGCUGUCGCAUUCCUACAAGACCCAUCCGUCGCUGGUGCGCCUAUUGAACAGCGUAUGGCCUUCCUCCGAUCCAAAAAUCUCACCCCCGAAGAGAUCGAUGCAUCGCUUGCACGUGCCGGUCAGUCAGGCGCUUUAGUCGCCUCGCAAUCAGCCCCUGCACAAUAUCGACAAGCGGCACCACAAUACAACAAUGGAUCUUACCAAUCAGGAUACCCAGCAUACUGGCAACAGCCUCCUCCAGAACCGCCGCGGCGGGAUUGGCGAGAUUGGUUCAUUGCGGCAACAGUGAUGGGAGGCGCAGGAUAUGCUCUGUACUGGACUGCAAGGCGAUACGUCGUUCCGCUCAUCGCACCACCCACGCCUCCUCAAAUCCAACAGGACAAAGCGAGCGUGGAUGCCAGCUUCGACAAAGCCUUCGCUCUCCUCGAACAGCUCGCGACCGACACUCAGCAAUUGAAGGACUCAGAAGCUGCGCGAAAGGAACGCCUUGACGUUGCCCUCUCCGAUGUCGAAAAUGUCAUCUCGAGAAUGCGACAAGCCAACGAAGACCGCGAUCUCGAAGCCAAACGAAUUGCUCGGGAAAUCAGCGAAAUCCGUGAACAAAUCCCUCGCGCAAUUGAAAAGGAAAAGGAAGCCACGGACAACCGCCUCAAGGAGCUCAACGUAGAAAUGAAGAGCUUGAAGACACUCGUGGUAAACCGCAUGGUCGGAGGUCAACAACCAACCACUCCCUCGAGAGUACCCACCCCUGUUUACGGCCAGCAGCAGCAACACCAACAACACCUACAACAGCACAUUCCCGCAAUCCCCGGCUCAGCAACCGCUCACACACCCGAGCCUCGCACCAACGGCAUCCAAUCACCAUCUGUCGAAGACAGCGCUGCCAGCCCCGUCGCAGGCGGCAACGCUCCCGGCACGCCCUACAGCCGUCUAUUGAACGGCAAGGCGGCGAUCCCGAGCUGGCAGCUGGCCGCGCAGAAGCGAAGCGAAGAAGCCAAAGUUGACAGCGGGGGCCCAACGCAGAAUACUGCCGAAAGCGGAACCGUGGCUGAGGGAUCAUAG